Messenger RNA from Alternaria atra, 3474 nucleotides. RefSeq lists its product as uncharacterized. Gene Ontology annotation, biological process: calcineurin-mediated signaling; fungal-type cell wall organization. The coding region runs from base 1 to 3474 and encodes 1157 amino acids. Gene Ontology annotation, cellular component: cytoplasm; calcineurin complex. Lineage: Eukaryota; Fungi; Ascomycota; Dothideomycetes; Pleosporales; Pleosporaceae. The record is from RefSeq and is a predicted model, not a curated record. The transcript has 9 exons. Gene Ontology annotation, molecular function: calmodulin binding; calmodulin-dependent protein phosphatase activity.
AUGGAGAACCAGCAGAAGGACGUCGACCAGUCCCAGUACAUUGACAAUGCUAUUCGCGCUGUCCGUGAGAAGAAGCCGCUCCCUGAGAUCGACUUCACCCUGCAUACUAUGGAAGAUGGGAACCAAGUGAGCACACAGGAACGUGUAUGCAAAGACGUACAAGCACCCGCCUUCCACCCACCCACCGAUGAGCAAUUCUUCUCCCCCCAGGAUCGCACGAAGCCCAAUAUCCAAUUCCUCAAGCAGCACUUCUACCGUGAAGGUCGUUUGACCGAGCAACAGGCGCUAUGGAUCAUAAAGAAGGGCACAGAGAUUCUAAAGUCGGAGCCCAACAUGUUGGAGAUGGACGCACCCAUUACUGUGUGCGGUGACGUUCACGGACAAUAUUACGAUCUCAUGAAGCUGUUCGAAGUUGGUGGCGACCCAGCAGAGACGCGCUACCUCUUCUUGGGCGACUACGUCGACCGCGGCUAUUUCAGUAUAGAGUGCGUUCUAUACCUUUGGUCUCUCAAGAUCUGGUACCCCAACACGCUCUGGCUACUUCGAGGAAACCACGAGUGCCGCCAUUUGACCGACUACUUCACUUUCAAGCUCGAGUGCAAGCACAAGUACUCCGAGGCCGUAUACGAAGCAUGUAUGGACUCGUUCUGCGCAUUGCCGCUGGCCGCCGUCAUGAACAAGCAGUUCUUGUGCAUACACGGUGGAUUGAGCCCUGAGUUACACACUCUGGAUGAUUUGAAGAGCAUUGACCGUUUCCGCGAGCCACCCACCCACGGCCUCAUGUGCGACAUUCUCUGGGCCGACCCACUUGAGGAGUUUGGUCAGGAGAAGACCAACGAUUUCUUCGUUCACAACCACGUUCGUGGAUGCUCAUACUUCUUUUCAUACCCCGCCGCGUGCGCUUUCCUCGAGAAGAACAACCUCUUGUCGAUCAUCCGCGCGCACGAGGCCCAAGAUGCCGGAUACCGAAUGUACAGGAAAACACGGACAACUGGUUUCCCUAGUGUCAUGACAAUCUUCAGUGCGCCAAACUACCUCGACGUGUACAACAACAAGGCUGCGGUUCUCAAGUACGAGAACAAUGUCAUGAACAUCCGACAGUUCAACUGCACACCGCAUCCCUACUGGCUGCCUAACUUCAUGGACGUCUUCACAUGGUCAUUGCCAUUCGUUGGUGAAAAGAUUACGGACAUGCUCAUCGCCAUUUUGAACACCUGCUCUAAGGAGGAACUCGAGGAAGAGACACCCAGCUCUUUGGCAUCAGGACCAUCAUCGCCUCCUCUCUCCAGUCUCGAUCCGGAUUCGACCGAGUUCAAGCGACGUGCGAUCAAGAACAAGAUUUUGGCUAUUGGUCGACUCUCCCGCGUGUUCCAAGUGCUGCGUGAAGAGUCUGAGCGCGUUACUGAGCUGAAGACAGCGUCGGGCGGUCGACUUCCUGCGGGUACACUCAUGCUUGGUGCGGAAGGUAUCAAACAGGCGAUUCACAGCUUCGAGGACGCGCGUAAGGUCGAUCUACAGAACGAGAGGCUCCCGCCAAGCCACGAAGAGGUACGAAAGUCUCAGGAGGUUAGCCGAGAGCAGGCUCUCGAGAAGGCCACCAAAGAGGCAGACAACGAUCAAGGACUCGCCACCGUCGCAAGGCGUAUCAGCAUGUCAUCUGGUGUCCUUACUCCACGCUCGACGAACCUCCGCGUGCGCUCCGCAUCGACACAUGUCUCGCCGACCGCGAUAAAUCUGCGCCCGCACAUCCCACCCCGGAACAAGGGACUAUAUGAUGCGCUAUCAGCGCUCAGUGGAGUCGCUGAAACACAUGUCAACAUAAGUAGACUGCAAUUGGCAUUGCGGGGUCUGGCGGCGCAGGAUGCUGUGACGAGAGUUGCUGUUCUCGGUUUGAACAGCCAAUUGAGUGCACAGCAGCUUGCGCGGUUACUGCUUGCAGACCCGCUAAGUGCUGAGGAGCAGUGGGAGAAGGAGCUCGUGAAGACAAGUGAUGGCAACGAGAGAGCGGUACUAUUAAAAUAUGGCGACGACCCCGAUGCACAUGCGCCUUCGCCGCUCUACAAGGUCCUCUCGAUACCCUCACGAACGCUCCAGUCGCACAAUCUAGAAGUCCUCGUCUCUACCAUCAACGUCAAUGUUGCAAAGUCGGUACCUCAUAUGAUAACAGAGAGCUCCACUGAAUCGUUGCUUGUUCCUAAGCUCCAGGCUACUUCUGCACGAGGAUUACCCGUCCCAUACCCGGUGCAUAAGACAUUGGUACUGGGGGAAGGGUUAGACAGCGCAAUUGCAUUUGGAAGAUUCUCGGCGAAUGGUCUGGAAAAUGUGGAGGAGAUGGUCAAGAUGGCUGUUGACCUCCCUGCGCCAUCGGAAGAGCCAAAGUCAGACACCCAUGCCGCAAGCGCCCCUAUCAAUAUCCAAGUCGGCGCAAAGGCACUCAACAGCUUCCGUGAAUCGAUCCAGAACUCCAUCAUCUACGAGCGAGGAUGGUUCAAAAGCGGCUUGCCCACACUGUCCGAGUGGUUGGUUCAAGAUCUCCAGGCUACAGACACCAUCAAGCCACCGAUGAAGACGCUUGUUGCUUCUAUAGUGGAUGAUGUAGAAGCAAGCAUCACGAAACAAGACGCUGCAAGAUUACAACAAUUGGCUUCCGUUCCAACAGAACAGGAUGUUACAACGUCUAUCGUUGGCCAUCUUGAGACCUGGGCCGAAAAGUCUCAUGCGGAGCUCCGCGACCAGCUCGAUGAAGCCUUCAUGGCGAAGAACUGGCAUAAGCUAGCUUGGUGGAAGCUCCUCUGGCGUGUCGACGACGUCACAAUGAUUAGCUCUGAGAUCCUCGAACGGCGAUGGCUCGUCUCAGCGGAGAAGAACAGCAUCUACCUCGCCGGCCGCAUGAACCAAGCCGGGUUUCCAGAUGACGUCCAACACCUUGCCGUGGCCGACAUUCCCGAGGUGACAACGCAGGAAACAGCACCGACAGCAGAGAAUCCGCGAACGGACCUCUCUACCAACGUCCGGAAGCCGAUGCCAUGGCCCGAUCACAUUGCCGCUGCUCGCACAGAACUCAUCAAUGAUACCGUCCCACCCCUACAGGCUCUCGCUCAACGACUCAUCCUACAAACCUUCAGCACAACUUCGCUCUCUUCCGCUGCAUCAACACUCCUCUGGGUGUCCGUGUCUUCGUUCUCCGUCUUCGAAGCUUCGGCUGUCGCAGCACUAGGUUUUACAUUCUCUCUUCGCCGUAUGCAGAAGCUAUGGGAAGGUGCCAGAGAAGCAUGGGAGAGUACCCUGAGAGAAGAAGGGAGACGCACGCUGAAGGGUACUGAGGAGAGGGUUAGGUUCAUCAUCAAAAACGGAGGAAAGGAGUAUGUUGAGGAUGAAAGUGUAGCUGAGAGGAAGGCAGCGAGGGAAGCUGUAGCAAAGGUUAGGGAGGCACUUGCGCGCAUGAACGGUGGUGAUGGAAAGGAGAAUGUAUGA